Molecule: messenger RNA, 2193 nt
Organism: Dama dama (fallow deer)
Lineage: Eukaryota; Metazoa; Chordata; Mammalia; Artiodactyla; Cervidae
Gene: TEX101
Product: testis expressed 101
Exons: 7
Coding region: 1323-2084 (253 amino acids)
Biological process (GO): regulation of flagellated sperm motility; binding of sperm to zona pellucida
Cellular component (GO): plasma membrane; plasma membrane raft
Source: RefSeq, a predicted model, not a curated record
GCCGGUGAGAGAGUCACCAUCUCAGGUCAUCUUUCACUGGUCUGGUCCACAGUCCCCCUGGACCAGUUUGGGUGGUAGCAGAGUCUUCCAGGUCUUGCAGGCAGAAGUAUUAGGGCCUCCUGGGAGGGCUUUCCAGGCAACUCAGCAGUAAAGAAUCUGCCUGCAAUGCAGGAGACCUGGGUUCGAUCCCUGGGUGGGGAAGACCCCCCAGAGGAGGGCAAGGCAACCCACUCCAAUGCUCUUGCCUGGAAAAUUCCAUGGACAGAGGAACCCGGCGGGCUACAGUCCAUGGCGUUGCAAAGAGUCAGACACGACUGAGCCACUGAGCACACACAUAUAAUGACUUGGGAAGUGAAGGUGUGCCAGACCAAUGAAGCUUCUAUUUUAGUAGCCAGCACCAAUAGGGGGCUCACCCCACUUGAAUAAAUUGACAAUGGUUUGUGUGAAGCAGAGAGAUGAGAGGAUUGGCACCAUUUCCUGAGGCUGAUAUCAUUGGGUCUGUUAUCAUCCUAGGCUUGAAAGACUAAGAAGUCAUUACUGUUGUUAGAAUCUGGAAGGGGGUGGUGUUUAGAGAGGGCUGCCUGACAGGAGCCAUGAUCUCAGGCUGAAAAAUCCACCCAACCCACAACGACACUACAGGGAGGGAGCUGGGGAAUUAAUACCCCAACUUCACUCAGUGUCCUCCCUCUGGUCUCCUGUUGGGGCUCCACAUUGACUGAACCCAGCUGGAAGGUGGGAGAUCCCACUAACAGUCCCUACAGCACAGGGCAGGGGGAGAAGGGGCGAGAAUGAAUGUGAAGAAGGAAACAGCACAAUCCACCCCUUGAGUCCGCAAUACAAAAGACACACAGUUCCCAUCUGUUACUUAAUCAUAGAAUCAUCUUGUGCUAAUGACAAGAGGUCACACACCCACAGCUUUAGAUAAUCAGUUCUUCAUGAACCACAGUGAGAGGAAGAUGGGGGAAAACCUAUAACAGGGCUACAAAGGCCCUGACUGUGUAGCUGGUGGUGAUGAGAACCGCCUUCUACCACCCCUUCUACGUUCUCUUACCACCUGCCAACACCUCUGGACAUCGCUGGGACACAAGUCUUCAUCCUUAAGGGAAUCCCCAACUGGAAGCUUUUCACAUAUUUUCACAUAAAGUUAAGAGUUUCACCAACACCAUUCUUACUGUGGCAUUUUCUCUAUGAAAAAUAAAUACUCAGUUAUACCACAAAACUCACAGAAACAAUAUCAAGUCUGAAAGAACACAUGGCAUCUUCGUUACAUCCAGAAAACUUAUAUAUCCUGCCAAUUCUUCCAAACAUCUCUAAAAGAAGCCAUGGGAGCCUGUCACUUUCAGGGUCUGCUGCUCCUCUUUCUUGUAGGAGCUCCGACCUUGAUCAUGGCACAGAAAUUGUUUUGUCAAAAGGGUACUUUUGUGGGUAUCCAAGAGAAUCCAGCAAACACGUUCAACUGGACCUCAAAGAAAGUUGAGACUUGUGACAAUGGGGCAUUGUGCCAGGAAACCAUCCUGCUGAUCAGCGCUGCAGGGACCAAGGCAGCUAUUUUGGCCACUAAGAGCUGCAGCUUUGAUGGGACACCGGCAAUAACGUUUAUCCAGCACUCUGCAGCCCCAGGCCUAGUUGCAAUCUCUUACAGUAACUACUGCGAGGAUCCCUUUUGCAAUAACAGAGAGGGAUUAUAUGAUAUAUGGAGGACACAAGAGACUGAAGAAGAAACCAAAGGGACAACAGGCCUCCGCUGCCCCACCUGUCUGGCUCUGGGAUCCUGUUUAAGUGCUCCUUCUCUUGCCUGCCCCAACGAUACAGAUCGAUGCUAUCAAGGGAAACUUGAGGUCUCUGAAGGAAACAUCAACUCAGUUUUGGAGAUCAAAGGCUGUACAUCCAUCAUUGGUUGCAGGCUGAUGGCUGGGGUCUUUAAAGUAGGACCCCUGUGGGUGAAGGAAACUUGCCCCUUCAGGUCCAUCUCGGCCCGAAAGGUUGACAGUGGGGCCACGUGGUUUCACACUUCAGUUUGGAAGUUAAAGCUAUUGCUGAUGAUGUUACUGCUUGUCCUUGGAGGGAGUGCUUCUGGUCCCUAAUCACCUCUUCAGACUGGUCAUCAGCAGCUUGAGGAGCAGGUGGAGAUUUGAAGAGCAGUUCCUGUGAAUGUAUUUGACAUUUCUAAUAAAGUUUCUGCUGUAAUUUGUG